AGUGGAUCCCUGCACCACACAGCUCAUCAGUUUGGGUUCAGCUGAAGAAACGGACAUAAUGGCUCUGACAAAUCCUAUGCCCAUGGGCCCUUGGAAGGUCACCGUCUAUGAUCAGGAGUACUUUCAAGGCAGUCGCAUGGAGUUCACCGCUAGCUGCCAGAACAUUAUGGAGUAUGGGAUGGAAAAUAUCCGAUCCCUGAAGGUGGAGUGUGGCGUCUGGGUGGGCUACGAGCAUUCCAGCUUCUGUGGCCAACAGUUUGUCCUGGAGAAGGGUGAUUAUCCUCGCUUCGAGGCCUACAGUGGCAGCAACUCCUAUCGCAUUGAGAGGAUGCUUUCCCUCAGGCCAAUCUGCUGUGCUAACCACAAGGAGUCCCGCAUGACCAUCUUUGAGUUUGAGAACAUGAUGGGUCGCCAGUUUGAGCUGUGUGAUGACUACCCCUCCCUGCAGGGCAUGGGCUGGAUCAACAAUGAGGUUGGAUCUAUGCAGGUCCACUGUGGAGCCUUUGUGUGCUAUCAGUACCCUGGAUACCGUGGCUAUCAGUACAUCAUGGAGUGCGACUGCCACGGAGGAGAGUACAAAUGUUAUCGUGACUUUGGUUCCCACGCCCAGACUCCCCAGAUCCAGUCCAUCCGCAGGAUCCAGCACUGAAAGGGGAUUUCCUUCACACCUCAUUCUUCCUCCCUUUUCCCCUCUUUCCCUCCUCACAUUUCCAUCCCUUCUUUUCUUCUCACUGUCCCAUAACCGCCAACUCUCCCAGCCCAGCUCAUCCGACCGGUCGAAGCAGGACCUGGGACUGAACUUAAGGUGCUUACUGACAUCAGUGGUUCCCUGCACAUUUGCUGUUUUUGUUUUAAAGGACACAACAUGAAUAAAGGAAAGUUAUUAGAAAGACAGAAGUUUGGAAUGAGAGAUUUGAAAACAAUGUGGAAUCAAUCAAAAAGAACGGAUAUUCCAGCGCGGUGACGAAAAACUUUUCCAAGGUUAACGCUCUUUUCCUUCUCCUCCAAGGAUGGCCUCACUGUCAUCACCAUUGUCCUCUAAGCCUUAACUACCAGUCUUGGUGUUGAUGUAAUAUCAAUGACUGCUUUUGUUUAGGAUAAUGAAUAAAGGAAAUGA
Molecule: messenger RNA, 1117 nt
Organism: Cyprinodon variegatus (sheepshead minnow)
Lineage: Eukaryota; Metazoa; Chordata; Actinopteri; Cyprinodontiformes; Cyprinodontidae
Gene: cryba1b
Product: beta-crystallin A3-like
Exons: 6
Coding region: 59-649 (196 amino acids)
Biological process (GO): visual perception; lens development in camera-type eye
Molecular function (GO): structural constituent of eye lens
Source: RefSeq, a predicted model, not a curated record